AUGGGGGAGUAUCCUUACGGAAGAGGAGGAGGCCCGCGAAGGCGUCGGCGAGGGAGAAGGCGACGCGGCGGAUGGAGAGGUCGAGGCACGGGUCGCACUUGGCGUCCAGGUCGUACCGCGGCGGGAUCCCCGAUUUGGGAGGCGGAGACGAAGUCGCCGGCGCCGAAGCUGGCGCUAGCGGCGGCGGUGUCGGGCGCCUCUGCCAUGGCGAGGGUUUCGCGGCACAAGGAGACGGGCCGACGCGAUUCUGGGGAGGGAGGCACAGAGGGGCGGACCGGCGGAGACAGCGGCGCGGCGUGGGUGUGGGUCGCUCGCGCUCUGCAACGGACGGAACGGGAAAGGGAACGGGGAAAGAAAGAACGCCGAAAAGGAAAGGAGACGAGCCAGUCGGAUCGUUCGCUCGGAAAGAAAACGGUGAACGAUCGUAGAAGUGGAAUUGGGGGCCUCUAUGGCUGUGAACGGACCCAGGAGCUGCCCCUUUGUCAAAAGCAAUAUGCUGUGCCAUGGCUAUAG
Miscanthus lutarioriparius is the source of this 513-nucleotide messenger RNA. The record is from the annotation of a GenBank genome assembly. NCBI's taxonomy places the organism in Eukaryota, Viridiplantae, Streptophyta, Magnoliopsida, Poales, Poaceae.